Molecule: messenger RNA, 2430 nt
Organism: Pseudo-nitzschia multistriata
Lineage: Eukaryota; Bacillariophyta; Bacillariophyceae; Bacillariales; Bacillariaceae
Source: the annotation of a GenBank genome assembly
GGCUCGUUACAGAGGCUGUUUUCCUUGAAAAGGUAAACAGCUCAUGGCAAUCCAUUCACUCGGACGAAAAUUUUGGAAGAUACAGAACGAAUUGCGAAUUGCGACGGAAAUUAAUCGCAAAUCAAUCAAUCCAACGGUUCGGUAGACCACGGCGAGCAAGAAGUGCCAGUUUGUAUCCGGAAAUGUACAAGGCCCCCUGGUGCUGGUUGCUGUGGACGCUUUCAUCGGCGAACGGCCUUACACCCUCGCACAAUCGCCACCCCAGAUUCGAAGGAUCGCCGACCGAUUGCGCCGUCGUCGCUAGUAUGGCUUCGACCGGAACCGACCACUUGGUGGAGACAACUGUCGACUCCGUAUCGCUCCUUUCUAUCAUUCAGAAAUCCUUUCCGGAGGCUACUUCGUAUUCUGUGCGGGACAACAUCAAACAAGCCAAUGCGGAAGGCUUUCGGGUCGUCCUCGAAGGCAUCGAGAAAGAGAAUGACUCGUCUACCUCUCUCUUCAUCAAGAAGGUCAAGGCGCGCGAGUAUUCCCAUAAGCCAUGGGGCGAUCUACGCCGGACCCUCCUGUAUUCGAGGACAGAGGCAAGAUUUUACACCGACAUCCUGCCGUUGAUGAGAGAGAAAACAAAAACGGCGAACUCCAAGUGGAGCAUUGCCCCCAACUGUUUCUACGCUGAAACAAUACUGGACGGCUUGGUUGGGGAAGACGAAUCGACGUCUGCGAGCAAGGGAGAGUCUGCAAGUGAUCCCUUCUACAACGAGACUGACACGGCCAUCCUCGACCACAAGGGGGGACUGCUGGUCCUCGAAUCGCUCGGUGGAGAUUUCUACCAGAAAUCACCACUCACGCCGGAGGAAGCCACAGAGUGCCUCCGGGCCGUUGCGGGGUUCCAUGCCACUGCCUACGAGGAUGCAGCCAUGCUGAAGGUCGUGUCCGAUCGGUUGUGCGAAUACGGGGGGUCGUACCACCUCAGAAACCGCAACCCGAAGGAGCUGAAGAACAUCCAGACCACCUGGGCCGAGUUUUGCAAAAGAGUCGGGAGUGCCGCGCCCGAGGUAUUCGAGCGGCCUUCGGUCGUCAAUCUUGCAAAGCGAGUGCAAGAUAUGGCGGAAUCGAUUUCGGAAGAGUUGUCCCCGGCCUACAACGACAAAUACGCGACCAUCGUACACGGGGAUUACAAAGCCAUGAACGUCUUCCUUGCUGCCGACAAAACAGAGGAGGGGAAGGAAUGUGCCGCCGUCGCCGCAUCCCCAUUGCCAAUCAUCAUCGACUUUGCAUCCACGGGGGUAGGCCUGGGGAUAUCCGACGUUGCGAUGCACAUCACGCACGCCGUGCCCCCGGAGCACCUCGUGGACGGAGGAGAGGAGAAACUCGUCGAAACAUAUCUAGACGCGCUGAACAAGGCCCUGCCGGACCACUCGCGCCCGUGCUACCCUCGGGACGUCGCGAUGCGGCACUAUCGACUCGCGGUAAUCGAUUAUUUCCGGUUCAUCAUGGGACGCUUGUGGAGGGGUGCAUCGCUCGAGACCUUCGAGAAACGAAAAGACAGCAUGAAUUCAGUGUACGUCAAUCGAAACAUCGACGCUGCGAUCAAUUUAAUCGAGCGAGCCGACAGUUAUCUGACCAUAUUCGAGGAGGAAUCAAGAAUGAAUACUGGUAGAAGCAACAUGACCCAAUAGAUUCCACCUAGACAUAAAGCAGUACUCGUACUCAGUUAUCACUGACAUGCGCACUCUGUAAAUUCCAAGCCUCAAAUGGGAUAUGCUACGAUGGUGCUCUGUCUAAGUUUCAAAUUGCAUCCAUCACCUUGUAUUGAAUCAAACCCUACCAAUUUUAACACUCUGUCGUAACCUCAAAUUGUAUUGAAAACGCUAUUCCCGGGAUCUUUCCACACCAAAAAAAUCAAUCCCGUCUCUUGUGUAUUGUUUGAGACAGCAGUAACAACCAGUAAUGAUGAAAAAAUCUCAAAUUUAUGUUUAACCUCGUCAACUAAGUCCUGAUUACGGCAAGAACCAGAACUGUUGGGGAUGAGGAUGCUACUGGCUGUUCUGGGUGGUAGCAUUUUCCCUCUGAGAAAGGGUUGUGGACGCACAGCCGUACAAACCAGUAAUGCUAUGAAGACAGUAUUAACAUGAAAUACAGCAUAGUAGAAGACCAAGACAACAAAAAGAAUGAAGUCCUCAUCUCGCACUAGGACAGUGGUGACAAAAAUUAAUGCUAUGUUCUUCUUGUUGCAUAAAAUGGCAAGUGUGGCAUGUGUCACAGGGUGGGAGGAGGAGUUCUUCUGAGAGGAACAAUAAAGAGGAUGGACAGCACUAUUUGAAGUAGUAAGUGAACAGUAUUUGAAGCAACUUUUAAAGUUACAAUGAUGCUGUACCUAUAUCAUCAUGGGUAUAACUUCCUCCGGCACAAUUAAGCAAACUCUUAAUC